Messenger RNA from Entrophospora candida, 1137 nucleotides. Lineage: Eukaryota; Fungi; Glomeromycota; Glomeromycetes; Entrophosporales; Entrophosporaceae. The record is from the annotation of a GenBank genome assembly.
AUGUUGGUUGUUGGUUCAAGAUUUUUCGAUUCGGUAACAAAAGAACAAUUUUUCAUAAAAGGUGUAGCUUAUCAACCUAAUCGUAACAUAAAGGGCGGUAAUUUCGAUCCAUUGGCAAAUGUUAAACACUGUAAAAGAGAUAUUGAUAUGAUGAAGGAAUUAGGUAUUAAUGUUAUUAGAGUUUAUCAGAUUGAUAAUCACGAAAAUCAUGAUGAAUGCAUGAAUUAUUUGGAACAAAACGGGAUUUAUCUAAUCUUGGAUUUGGCUACAAGUUAUGUUAACGUAAAUCGUGAUAGUCCCGAAUGGUCACUGUCAAUCUAUAAAAAUUUCAUUACAACUGCAUUGGAAUUUUCAAAGUAUAAAAAUACCUUGGGUUUUUUUGCUGGUAAUGAAGUAUCAAACGUUAUAGAAAAUACUGAUGCCUCAGUAUUUGUUAAAGCUGCAAUUAGAGACGUAAAGAAAUUUCUAAAAAAAUAUUCUUCAAGAUACAUCCCAGUUGGUUACUCGAGUAAUGAUGAUGCAAAUAUUAGAAUUCCUUUAUUAAAAUAUUUUAAUUGUGGCGAUGAUGAAAAUGCCAGGGCUGAUUUUUAUGGUGUAAAUAUGUAUGAAUGGUGCGGAAAAAAUAGUUACGAAACUUCCGGGUAUGCUGAACGUACAAAAGAAUUUUCUGGUUAUAGUAUUCCUGUAUUUUUGUCAGAAUAUGGAUGUAACACUUACCAUCCUAGAUUGUUUGAAGAAGUUUCUACAAUCUAUGAAAACAAAGAAAUGAUUUCGAUAUGGUCCGGUGGAAUUGUUUACGAAUGGACUCAAGAAACCAAUAAUUAUGGUUUGAUUGAGUACGAUAAUAAUGGCAAUUCAAUAAAAUUGCCAGAUUAUGAAAACUUGAAAAAAAAAUUGUCUCUAAUCAAUAUUCCACGAACUGAUCAAAUGGAUUCUUAUCAACCAAAAAAUUCUAACCAUUUCCAAUGUCCUGAAAUAAAUGAAAAUUGGAAAGCGACUAAUCGAUUACCACCCACUCCUUCAAUUAAAAAAUCUUGUCAAUUCAAAGGUGUUGCUGAACUCGUGUCUCCAAUUAAUAAUAAUAAUAAUUUGUUGGAUUGUUCAUCAAUCGAUAAUGAUGAUGUCCCUCCCUCAUGA